Molecule: messenger RNA, 1005 nt
Organism: Periconia digitata
Lineage: Eukaryota; Fungi; Ascomycota; Dothideomycetes; Pleosporales; Periconiaceae
Source: the annotation of a GenBank genome assembly
UUUUUCCACGGUCAAAGCAUAUCUGUUAUGUCACAACCAGCACCAAUUAUCUACACCUGCGCCCUUCCACCUAAGCUCGCAUGGUGCUCUCUCGUCGACCGCAGCAUCUCAGCAUGGGACAAAAUCAUCGCUGAACACCCGACCACCUCCAAAGAAAUCGCAACACAAUUCAUCAAAAGACACACCGAACUCUCGUCUUUCCUCGCCGAAUCCAACGUUCCCAACAGCGGGAAUCCCAUGUUCUGGUUCUUCCAGCUCCGCAAAUCCUUCCUCGCGCAAUCCGUCCUAUCGAAAUGGUCGCCCGACAAGCUGGACGAUUACAUCUUGCUUCCCGCUCUCCCCGGUUUCGUAUGGCGCGCCGACUGCUUCUUCGUAAGCCAUUACUGGCGUUCCCCGCAGCAUCCCGAUCCCGACGGGAAAUAUCUGCGCUUGCAUCAGAACGAUUUACGACAGUACACGUGGGAGUACAUCUGGGUGGAUUGGACGUGCAUGCCGCAAGACCCGCGAUCAAAUGUCGAACAAGCGUAUUUCCGACGCUGUCUGCGGACCGUAUCGGGGAUCAUCAGGAACUGCGCAUUUGCGUAUUUUUACCCGCCGUUUGAAGCGAAGCUGUGGAUCUUGUAUGAGAUUGCCGAGUUCGUCUUCACGUGCGAUGGAGGGCUUUCGUCGACGCCGGACUUGCAGCCGUUUCUCGAGCAUAUAUCUGAGAUGCAGGAUAUUGGGGUCCGAGAGACCUUGCACAAGUACAAGUACAGGUGCGGGUAUGAUAGAGAUUGGAAUCUUCUGGUUCCGUGGCUGGAACUUUUGGUUCUGAUGCAGAAACUGCCGUUUGAUAUGGACUUUAUCAGGAAGGUUAUGGAUGAUGUGACAUGGUUUGACGUUUCGGGGACGCAGUUUUACGCGGAUAUUGUAGAGAUUGAUAGGUAUCAGGGGCUGUUGAGGUUUGGGGGUAAGGAUUGGCGAUUUACACCUUUCCCGAAAUGGAGGCACGAUAAUUUAGCAUGA